Molecule: messenger RNA, 514 nt
Organism: Cherax quadricarinatus
Lineage: Eukaryota; Metazoa; Arthropoda; Malacostraca; Decapoda; Parastacidae
Source: RefSeq, a predicted model, not a curated record
GAGGCAAAGUGUGGCAGUGAGAUUAUGGGAGGGAAGCGAGCAAGAGGAAAUGUACAAGAAAACGCAACAGCUGCCGGAGCUCUACUAGUGCAACUAACGUCACACAAUGUGGAUGUGUUCAGCCAUAAUCUGGAUACUCCUUCUCAAUGGUUGGUCGUUGGGUGAGCGUGUGAAAGAAGCGGUGCUCGUGGCGAAGCAGUGGGAACAGCCGCAGCUGAGCGUCACUAUCAUUGGUGGUAAAGACGCUGCCCCAGGAGAGUUCCCACACCAGGUCUCUGUGCAAAAGAACGGGCUAUUUGGACCACUGCACAUCUGUGGUGGAACCAUUGUUUCUGACCAAUACGUUCUAACGGCUGCUCACUGCGUCGUCGAAAUACAGGUUGACAAGAUUAUUAUCGUUGCCGGAGUCACUAAUCUGCAGGACCAGAACAGCCAGGUUGCCCAGGCUAUGACCUUCAUCCCUCAUGAGUCCUACAACUCAGUCACCAAAGCCAAUGACAUCCUUCUUAUUAAG